GUCGGAAUGUGGCAUGAUUGAGCUUGUGUCCUUCAGUGGGAAGAAGAGGGCCGGAUGCCCCUCCUCCCCUCUCUUCUGGAAUAUGGGUCGGCUGCUCCACUUUCAGCCCCACAGACACAAACUAACCACGAUGGUUGCGUUCCUGCUCUGGGUCUUCAGCCUUGGCUGCCUGGCUUUGCCAUCCGACACGCAGCCGGCUUACAACAACCUUCCUGAAUCCUUCAAGAAGGGAGUGGAUUUGACCCUGGAGAGACUCAGCUCCCAUGCCAACAUCCUGCAUCACUUUCGCUUCUUCGGGAGUUUGGAAAAGUCCGAAAUCGAGCCCGGCUUUGAUGUGAAAAUCAUAAACCACAACUUCUACCUUAAAGCCACAAAGUGCCAGAAAGGAACCGUCGACGCCUCGAGUUGCCAGUUCAGAAACGACAGGCCGCUCAUCGACUGCGUAACCUGUUACAAAACCUUCGAGGGAGAGAUUGAAGCAGAGCCGCAGCCGUACAUCCACUGCGUCCACAGAUCAGCGCUGACCGAGGACAUGAGAACCACCAGAGCUGAACAAUGCCAAGCUCUGAAGUACAAAUGCGGCACGCCGACUCUUCUCACAUCAGUUGGAGACAAUUAAGAAAGUUUAACACGUCAAAGCUAAAUUAUUCUGUCUCUGUUUUAUCAAAACUAACUUCUAUGAUGUCAAUUUUAUCUUUUUUUUCUAACAAAGUAAUGAUAAAGUGCAUAGUGUCAAAUAGAAAUAAUUUUCCAUCCUCUCGUCUCUCUCACGUUACUCAAACACACUUAUCUAGUAAAUAAAACGCUAAGAUCACUUUAUUACUGAAUCUAGUUACUUUUCUAUCUUUUGUUGCAUUUUUACAUUUUUAUUAUGCAGUGGUGUCAUGUUCACCCUCUUUCAGUUCUGCUGUUUUAACCUAAAGUUUGCCAAAAAAAAAUGUACUGGAAAAAGCCAAAACUAAAACUGUGUCUGAAAAAGUGAGUACACCAGUUUUGUUUUUUCCCCACAUUCACUGUAAAACAUUCCAGAUUUUAACUUUUAUAUUAAAACAGUUUCCUCGGUGAAUCAUACUAAGGAAUUAUGACCCACUCCUCUUUAUGUCAUUGCUCCGGUACAUUAAAGUUUGGACAUAUCAAUUUCUGCUCAGCUCUCAGAUUGAUGUCUGGACUUUGACUAGACCAUUCUAACGCGCUGAUUUCUCCAUUCUUAAUGUAGAUUUUCUUUAAUAAGCAACAUCUGAUUGCUCCACUUCCUGCUCAAUCGAAAAUAAAGCAGCAGGGAUGUAUUUAUUUUAAUAAAUAACCAUGUGGAAUUUGUUGGCUAAAUAAUUUUUACUUUGGAAUGUGAACCUCUAUGAUUCAGCAGGGGUGUACUUUCUUUUUCCACUAUGACCACAGCUUGUCUGGUUGCAGGGUUUUACAGCAUUUUGUAUCAUCAGAGUUUGAUGGAAAUUUUAAGAUAGUUUUCUGGAAAUAAAUGACUGGACUUUAAAACACAUUUCCCAGUUUGGCUUCUGGCUGAUGGAAAAAAAAACAAAACCGAAAACUCAAAAAUAAAGGUUAUAAAAUGGGAAUCUCGACUUGAAUAUUCUUUAUAAGCUGGUUAAGAAGUUAAAGGAUCUAUUUUUAUGCUUCCAAAAAUAUUAACGUUUAUUAAAUAUCUUAUCCCUGUAAGCAGAGCAAAAAUAAUUAAUUUCUUCACCUAGUCACUGUUGAUGCCUUUUCACAGUCUGCUCGAUUCGUUUAAAGCAGAAAAAAAGUUUGGCUGCCAGCACAACGUCUGAGUAAAUUAAGCUGCUCCAGUAGAGAUUAAAAUAAUCUGUGAUCUACAGACAGAGAGUAAAAUAUGCAGCAAACUAUUCACCAGAAACUGGAGGUGGGCAGAAAUGAAGAUGAAGCUGUAUGACCCCAAUUGGAUGAGGAAGUUUAAAAUAACAAUUUGGACUGCAGCAUGUAUGGAAAUCCACAAGUGCCACAAUUCAAUCAUGUAAAAUGCCAAAAAUUGAUGUGAAUUUUAAAUAAAUGGUAAAUAAGUAAAAAAAACAAAAUUGUUAAAUAUUUCAUUAUUGUAUGUAUGGUGAUCUAGGCUAUAUGGGCAGUUGCCCAAGGUGGUUUUAUACAGAAUAAUAAAAAAAUUGCUUAUA
Molecule: messenger RNA, 2144 nt
Organism: Xiphophorus hellerii (green swordtail)
Lineage: Eukaryota; Metazoa; Chordata; Actinopteri; Cyprinodontiformes; Poeciliidae
Exons: 4
Coding region: 14-619 (201 amino acids)
Biological process (GO): inflammatory response; regulation of lipid catabolic process
Molecular function (GO): signaling receptor binding
Source: RefSeq, a predicted model, not a curated record